Molecule: messenger RNA, 3973 nt
Organism: Melanotaenia boesemani (Boeseman's rainbowfish)
Lineage: Eukaryota; Metazoa; Chordata; Actinopteri; Atheriniformes; Melanotaeniidae
Gene: cmtr2
Product: cap methyltransferase 2
Exons: 4
Coding region: 104-2497 (797 amino acids)
Biological process (GO): 7-methylguanosine mRNA capping
Cellular component (GO): nucleus; cytoplasm
Molecular function (GO): methyltransferase cap1 activity
Source: RefSeq, a predicted model, not a curated record
GUUUCUUAUUGCGAAGCAACAGUCGGGAAAAGGUGCUUGUUUAAAAGAAUCCAAGUUUUGCAAACUGUCUGUGAGGAAUUUUGGCCACUACGAGGUGUGGAGGAUGAGCUCUGGCAAUGGCACCAGGAGGAAAGUUAGCAAGCAGGAACACUUCAACAGCGUGGUGGUAUCUGACCCUGAUAUCCUGGCGGAGAUACAAGGUCUUUUCAGUAAAGUUAAAGCCUAUGUGAAGCCAGCCAGUGGGGAAUGGAGCAUCCCUGAUGCAAACGCUGCUCUCAGACAUCCAGCGGAGGAGCACCAACAUCUGCAGGAGCUGAAGGCCUCUCUGAAUGCAGUGAAGAACCAGCUCAGUGACAAGAAAGUACAUGUGUGGCAUCAGCACACCAACUCCACCAACCGGGCCGGGAAGGUGAUCGCUGCCGUACGCUCUGCUGCCAAUGCGGAGAUCUGCACUCAGGCCUGGUGCAAGUUCUAUGAGAUCCUGGGAACCUUUAAUCUUCUUCCUGAGGAGGCUCUUCAAAACGGAGAGUUGAACACGGUCCAUCUGUGUGAGGCUCCAGGUGCAUUUAUUGCUGCUCUGAACCACUACAUGAAAACCAGUGAGUCCACACGAUACUGUGACUGGUGCUGGGUUGCCAACACUCUCAAUCCAUACCACGAAGCUAACGGAGGCAGUACAACCAUUGCAGAUGACAGGUUAAUCGCCCACACACUCCCCUGGUGGUUCUUUGGUUCAGACAACACAGGAGACAUCAUGAUUCAGAAGCACUUGCUGGAUAUGCAGGCAUUUGUGUCCAACAUGCGCAGAGUGGAUCUGGUGACAGCUGAUGGAAGUUUUGACUGUCAGGAGAAUCCUGAUGAGCAGGAAGCGUUGGUGGCAUCACUUCACUACUGUGAGGUCACAGCAGCACUGUUGCUCCUGAGCCCCGGUGGUUCCUUUGUACUGAAGAUGUUUACCCUGUAUGAACACUCCUCUGUCUGCUUACUCUACCUGCUGAACUGCUGUUUCCACUCUGUCAGUGUCUUCAAACCCGCAACCAGCAAAGCGGGAAACUCCGAGGUUUAUGUUGUGUGUCUGAAUUAUGACUCUAAGGAGGCUGUGAGGCCUCUGCUCUCGAAACUAAUUCGCAAUUAUGGACCACACCUGGCUGACCGAGAAGCUCUUUUUUCCAGGUCUCUCAUCCCAGAGUCAUUUUUGAAGCAGCAUGAAGAGGUUUGCUCAUACUUCCACAAGCUGCAGGUGGCGACGAUCACCGAGAACCUGCAACUGUUUGAUGAAAUGAGCACAGAGCAGAGACAGCGGCUCGAACACAUCAGAGACGGUGUGGUCCAAAAUUACCUGCAGCGUUUCCAGGUUACAGGGAAAAAGACAGAGGAGAGCGGAAACAAGGAAGCACAAAACAGACAAAUGAGAACCAAAGCCAUCCCUGUCUGGCUCAAGGUGAGCUUUCUUCAACGAAGCCGAUGGAUUUCUCGUAACACAGUGAGUCCUGCCUGCUGCAGAGUGUCAGCGAGUCGACUUCUGGGACAGAAGACACAAACAGGCUCCUUUAAUGAGCGGAAAGAACUGCAAGCCCUGAACUGGAAGGAGCGCAUUGAGAAAAGUUGCCAUGCCACCUGCAUACAGAGACACUCCACUGAUGAAAGGGAAAUGAGUAGCUUCCUGGAGGGACCCCUGUCCAGCUGUCAUGUAAAUACAUGGUAUGUGAUUAUCGGCUCUGCGCUACCUGCAGUCAGGAACUCUCCAUUCUGUGAAGGAGGGCUGUUGAACCACUUGAAUGAAGCCCAGAUGGACACAGCUGUAGACUGGACCCUCGUAUCUCCGUGUAAGUCUUGCCAUUCGAGUUGCGCAGCCAGUAUUUUGUCUGAAGUUGCAGGUCAUUAUGAUCUCAAAGCCAGCCCUAUGGGAAACAAAAAGAAGAAACGAUGUCUGGUGUUUGGCAGCCACUCGGUGUGGGGUUCCUGUGAAAGCCACAUCGGGGAUUUGCUCUUAACAUUCUGUGCAGAGCCUUCUUUUCCGAAGAGAGGCUGCAUCUUGUUGCACGACGGGGAGCCGCUGUAUCAGCAGCAGCUCUUGGGAUGUGUCAUGUUCUCCCUGCAGACCCUGAGCUCUGGUGAUGCCCUCCUGAUGCCUGUGUUUUCUGCACUCACCCGUGUCACUGCAACUGUUGUGCUCUGCUUGCACGCAUGUUUUCGCUUAGUCUCAUUCAGGUGUCCAUCCCCCUCCAGUGUGGUUGGAGCAGUGCUUGUGUGUGUUGGCUUCUGCCCAGAAGCUGCUGCCCAAAUUCUGCCUUUUCUGACUGAUGUGCAGAACUGCAUGAGUCAGCUGCUAAAUGGAGAGGAGGGCAGGGAUAAAAAUCAGCCUAGUGGAGGUGGCAGACAGGUCCUGCAGUUUGUUCCCAUGGAGGAGCUGCUCACUGGAGGACUGCCUGAUUUCCUGUGGACCAUGAACUCUGAAAUCAUUCAGCAGAAGCUGCAUCUGCUCAUGCAGUCUUAGUGCAGUUUAGUGAGCUGUCACUUUGUUUCUGAUGCUGUCUCAUCAUGUUACAGACUGUUAUUUGCUGUUGAAGCAGAAUAUUGCUCAGACUUCCAGCAGUUAGUCCCUGAUUCGUUUUUUCAUGCUAAGAUCAAGAGAACUCAUCUGACUUUACAGUACUCCCCUUGACAAUGAAUGACUGUUAACAGACUGAUUUUAAGAGGAUCAACACAUAGCAAAGCAAGAAAGAUCCCUUUUUAUGUGCGUUCUUCUUUCAUGAAACCAAAUGCCUACAUUACCCAUAAUUCAACUGCAGCUUAAACCAGUGCUAACUUUUAGGAGACAUCAGAUUUGGUUUACCCACUCACUCUGCGCCACUUCAUGCAAUGGAUGGUGCAGUUGAAUUAUUAAAGAUAUAAUGGUAUUAUUGGUGCCAGCCUACAAAUGACAAAGACAACAAAAAGUAUGGUGUGCUUGAGAUAUGCAGAUAUUAUUUCUAGUGAAUUUUUAUUUGACUGGGAGGCUCCCUCCUCUUGUUUUACUUUUCCAAAAUAAUUGAGUUUCAUAUUCAUGUCCAAAUCCGUUAAAGCUUGAUAACUGAUUUAACUUUAAAUUGAUGUAAAGUCAAUGAAGCUUUGUGUUAGCACACAGUCAAUCUACAGCUUAAACUGUUGAGUUGGUGGCAGGUUUCUGUCAGCCUUUCAGACAUUUGCAAAUGAAAAUAAAAGUUACAUAGGCUCUAUGACAAUGUUAAACAAAUUUCAGUUUUGCUUAAACCUUUUCAACAUAAAAAAUAUGGCAGGUGUUGGCAUGUCUGUGCGUCAAGUUAGCAUGCAUGGAGGUGUACAUCAAACUUGAAGCAAUUUCAAAAACGUUCCAUUGCUGUGCCGACAAAGGCUUAAAAAGGAAAAGAAAAAUGUAAAGGGUAUGGUUGACAUUAUACAUGGCAUGUUUUUUUGUCAAAAGUGUAACCUCAUAUGUUUGUGUUGUUUUAAGACCAAGAAAAAAUUUUGGUUAAAUAAAAAUUCACUAAAUUGAAAUUGUGGCCUCGGUAAGUUUGUGCUCAACUGUGUAGAAUUUAAUUUAGAAACAGGGAGGGAAGUGAGUUUAUUUUUCAGAUGCAAAGUGACCUGUUUAGUUAUUUAAUGUCCACUGAAAUGAUCAUUUUCAAAUUUAUAUAUUUAUUUGAAGGGCAUGUAAUAAAACAAAAUGGGCCAACUGCUUUUUAAGAUUUUUUCCCUGAUCUAAAGCUAACACAUUUCUAGCUGAGCAUCUGAAAUCAGACACUAGUUUUACAAGAUCAAUUUUUUUAGACAUACUAAAACUUGAACAAAGGGAUGCUUGAAGUUUUACUCUAUUGUGUAUUUUGGCUUGUAGCUGUGAGAUUAAUUUGAAAUCACUUUAAACCUCAGUGCUGAUAUUGAUUUAAAAAAGAUCCAGCAACUGCUAUAAAUUUGCUUUUAACAACACAUUUAAGAGUUGAAAAAUAAAGUCAUC